This is a messenger RNA of Gasterosteus aculeatus aculeatus (three-spined stickleback), 1981 nucleotides long. NCBI's taxonomy places the organism in Eukaryota, Metazoa, Chordata, Actinopteri, Perciformes, Gasterosteidae. The record is from RefSeq and is a predicted model, not a curated record.
GAAACGUCACUUCCGGUGAUUUCCGUUUGGUUCAGGCGCGCUAAUUGAACGCGUAAAGGAAGCCCUCCAGAUGACUUCUGUAACAAAAACAAUAGAACAGAACUAACAUUAAUUAAUAGAUGCCGGUUAAACAUGCUGGUUAGCGUUACUGGGGUCUGACACAUUUCACUCGGUGGAUGAUCGGAGGCCAGAUAGCAUUUAAAACUAUCAAAGCUAGGUUAGCUUCUCCAGGUAACAAACAUUAGCUGGUGUGUUUUAGUGUCUUAACGAUUGCCAAUUUACAGCUAAACUAGGUUGACAUUAUUGAUUGGACAAGCAAUGGACCGACCACCGAGGAAGACGAAGGUUGUGAAUUACUCUGAAGCAAAAGACUUUGACGAUGAUGAGGAUUUUGCCUUCGUGAAGGCUCCGCCCAGCAAACGGGCCAGGGAAGACGUGAAACAGGAGCACAAGAAAUCAUCAAGCACGUCAUCCCAUCAGGAGUCCAACUCACAAUCUGCGAUGAGCCAGAAGAGCAGAAAACCAUUAGACGAGAAGGUGCACAAAAGAGAUCUCGAGGCAGCCAUUACACUAUCCUUGCUAAAUAAUGGAGGUGGAAUAAAGGACCAGCCAUCAGCCCAUAAAGAUGUCAAGAGUCCAGUUCCAGUCGAUGAAAACACGGAUCCAACUUCAGCUCACCUGUCCAACUGCAGUGUGGAUUUGACAGUUUGGGGCCUGGAUACGAUCACAUCAGAAAAAGAGUCAACUUGCCAUUCCAGACAAAGAAAAUCUGCCACCAGAGCCCCUGAGGAGCAGAAUAGAAAGCCUGCAGACGACGACGAUGAUGAAGACUACGAGCCCAAACUGACACCAGACUCGGAAAGUGACGACGAUUUCAAUGAACCGGAUGAGAGUGAGGAUGAGGAAUUCACAGAGAAGAAAUUCAGCAAAACCAAAAAGGAGAAAGUUACCAAGAACGAGAAGACCAAACCACCUCCUGCCUUUAAAGAAGAAAAGCCACCCUCAAAAACCCCAAAGUCUAAAACCCAGGCAGUUGCAGCUUCCACACCGGUGAGAAGUCCUCCAUCGGCCAAACUUGCUCCCAAAAAACCCGCCUCAUCGUCCACAGCUUCCCCCCCCCUGUUAUCUCUGAGCCCAGCGGGGGGCGGCAGGAUACCCAAGUGGAACCCACCAGCUCAAGUCGGACGGAGUCCGUCUUCCUCCAGUCCAGCAUCGAAGUCUCCGGGUCAGGGUCUGCGCCUCGGUCUGUCCCGCCGGGUUCGCGUCAAACCUCUUCACCCCAGCGUUUCCAGUCACUGACCCGUCUGUCAAUGCCCCCCCCCCCACACACAAUCCGUCUGUCAAUUUGUGUUGUACUUUUAGCUUUUUAUAUUUGGAGAAAAAAAAAGUUUGUAAAUAUUCAAAUCAUAUAAAGUAAGUAAAGGGAUGUUAGUAUUUUCUCCUGAUUCUCAGCAUCGGGCACAUUAAGUCACUGUACGUUGUGAAAAGGUGAUGCAGCUUAUGUGUCAUUGUCACUCAAUAAAAGUACAGUAAUUGUGUGCGUAGAUAUUCCAAUUGGAGUUUACAAAACUAGCAAUAAAACCUCUUUUUCCAACUGUGUGCAAAACGCUGUAUAUUGUGUACAUAUAUAUUAAAUAAAAUGAAGUUUAAUUCUGUAUGCUGAGGUAUUACAUCCAUUUACAAUCAUUGCAGUUGUGACUGUAGCAACUAUGCUUUAUUAAAAUACAAUGUUUGUCUUACAUUUUUCAAAUUCAUUACUGACUUUCAUUUUGUACGUAGCAAACCAAAAGCUUACAAACGUGGUCAGAGGAGCUGCUGUGCUCGUUUUUUGGACUUUCCUCUAUUUAAGAGCAGCAGGACAGAAAGGAUUUGGAAGUCUAAUCAGUUUCAUUAUUUCACAAUGUAGCGAAAAUAUUUGUCUUAUAGUGUGUUGUUUGUAACAGAAUGAAAUUGAAAAAGAGCAUUAAAGCUGUUCAUUGGG